AUGUCCAUGUCCAUGUCCAUGUCGGGGAUUGGAGGCUCUAGCUUUUCUGGCCUUGGCUUGGCCAAAGGAGGUGUGUCCAGGAUUGGCCUGGGUCAUGGGGCCGGAUCUGGCCUGGGUCUUGGGGCCGGAACCGGCCUGGGUCUUGGGGCCGGAACCGGCCUGGGUCUGGGGGCCGGAUCCGGCCUGGGUCUGGGGGCCGGAACCGGCCUGGGUCUGGGGGCCGGAUCCGGCCUCGGGAUGGGGCUCGGGUUAGGAGGUAGGCUAGGUGGCCUGGGGCUGGGUAUGGGUCUCGGUGCUGGAGCUAUGGGUCUUGGAGGUGGGGCGGGGGCCGGGAUGGGCCUUGGAGGUGGGCUCAAUAUGGGCAUGGGUGGUGGCCUGGGUGGUGGUGGUGGAGGUGCACUGGUGCCCAGCCCUGCCUUCACCGUGGGGCGCGCCAUCACUGCGGGGGGUGUGAGUGCCGGAUCGGCCAUAGCCGCAAAGUCUGUGGCUCCCAUAAUAGCCAUUCUCACACGGGCGGACGAGAAGAGCGUGCUCUCUGGGCUGAAUGAUCGCUUCUCAGCGUACAUGGCUAAGGUGAAGGCACUGCAGCAGGAGAACACCAGCCUGGAGGCCAAGCUGUCCCAGUUGACUGGAGGGACAGGGAUGUCACCUGAUACCUCAGAGGCCACCACCGAGGAGUAUGAGGCCCAACUCACCGAAUACCGCAACACGCUGGAGUCUCUUACCCUCGAUACCAUCAAGCUCGAAAUCGAACUGGACAACAUCCGUGCCACAGCCAAUGAACUCAAAACCAAAUAUGAUUUUGAGCAGGGGGUGAAGGCCCAGCUGGAAGUUGACAUCCAUGCCAUGAAAAAGGACAUUGAGACGGCUUCUGACAUGCGCAUUGACCUGGAUGCGAAACAGUCCAGCCUGAAGAACGAGCUGGACUACGUCACCAAGACUCAGAUUGAGGAGUUGGCCAGCCUGCACACCAAGUUGGGCUCCAGCAGCACUGAGAAGUCUGUGGCUAUGAUUGAGGUGGACACAGGCAAAUCCUUUGACAUCGCCACUGCUCUCAGUAAGUUAAGGACGGACUAUGAGAAGGCCGUUCUGCAGCACAAAGAGGAAGCCGACGCCUACUACAAACUCAAGAUGGAUGAGAUCCACUCGGCCUCUGAGAAGACAUCGGAGGCCAUGUCCAUCACCAAGGAAGAGAUCAUGGUCAGCAAGAAGGCAAUGCAGGCCUUGCAUUUGGAGCUGCAGAGCCUGAUAACCUCACACAUCACUCUAGAGCAGAAUUUAGCUGAGGCUCAGGCCCUUUCCACCACAUUUGUGACGGACUGUCAGGCCCAGAUCGCCAGCCUGGAGUCUGCUAUUGAGUUGGCCAAGGCUGAAUUCCAGAAGCAAUCCGUGUCCUACAGGGAACUGCUGGACAUCAAGCUAGCCCUGGACAUUGAAAUCUCCACCUACAGGAAGUUGCUGGAAGCAGACGACUUCAGCAUGCCUCUCAAGUCUGGCCCUGAGUCAUCAUUCGUCUUUUCAACCCCCCCUGACCCCUUCUCCCAAUUCAAAUCACCUCCUGCUGAGGGCACAUCCUCCCCUGAACCCUCCAACCCUUCUGUGGACCUCAUGUCUGAAGAGCCGGAAAAAAUGCCGGAAGAGCAAUCAAAUGCCAAAGAGAGUCCCCCCUCCGACGCAGGCAAGGAAGACUACAACCUUACAUUAUUGUAG
Conger conger (European conger) is the source of this 1710-nucleotide messenger RNA. Its product is annotated as thread biopolymer filament subunit gamma-like. NCBI's taxonomy places the organism in Eukaryota, Metazoa, Chordata, Actinopteri, Anguilliformes, Congridae. The record is from RefSeq and is a predicted model, not a curated record. The transcript is spliced from 8 exons. The coding region runs from base 1 to 1710 and encodes 569 amino acids. Gene Ontology annotation, molecular function: structural molecule activity. Gene Ontology annotation, cellular component: plasma membrane; axon; type III intermediate filament.